AUGGCAGACCAGUUCGACGACACGCUGAUCCAGCGGCUCAGCAAGAUGCCUCCAGGUACCCGCACCAAGGAGCAAGACGCGUAUCUCAACGAUUAUUGCAAGGCUGCCAGCAUCACCAGCGACACUACCGGCACUAACGCGUCCAAAAACUCGACCAUCAGCCUCCGUGCCAGCUCUAUUAACUUGUCAGCCCUAAGCAGCAACGCCCGCAUCGCCCUUGAGCGUAGCAUGGAAGGUGUCGAGGAUCGCUGGAACCGAUGUAAGUUGCGCGCUGCGGAUCUAGCCCGGUCCCGCGCCUCCACCGUCGUCCGAAACCGACCCAACGCGACCGCCCCGAGCGAAGCCACCUCCCGAACAACCGUUAGGGCUUCUGGGGAGCCCCCGAGUCCCAAUGCAUGCAUGCCUCUCGAUGAGAUUGCGCGCCUGGGAACUGGGACCGCGAAGGAGACAGACCGAGAGUUCCGAGAGCUGAUUGACGAGAUGGUGGCGGCGCAGAAGACCCUGAGUGAGAACGACACUAAGCAACGUUACUUUUUUUUCAGCCAGCAGAAGAAGAACAAAGACUCGGGUAGCAAGUAA
Messenger RNA from Fusarium vanettenii 77-13-4, 579 nucleotides. RefSeq lists its product as uncharacterized. The record is from RefSeq and is a predicted model, not a curated record. Bases 1 to 579 code for a protein of 192 amino acids. The transcript is spliced from 2 exons. NCBI's taxonomy places the organism in Eukaryota, Fungi, Ascomycota, Sordariomycetes, Hypocreales, Nectriaceae.